Molecule: messenger RNA, 894 nt
Organism: Cantharellus anzutake
Lineage: Eukaryota; Fungi; Basidiomycota; Agaricomycetes; Cantharellales; Hydnaceae
Product: Cyanovirin-N
Exons: 3
Coding region: 382-894 (170 amino acids)
Source: RefSeq, a predicted model, not a curated record
UUUUUUUUUUUAAUAAAUAAAAAAAAAAACACACAUACCACCAUGUAGGUUUCUUUGCAGAACCGAAACCACUUCAAUCAAUCAAGUAUUGCACUACCUAUACUUUUCCAGCCACCUUGUGCACAAGCACACGUUGGGGGGACGAGACAACAAAUCAUCCCUGCAGAACCUUCAUAUAUCCUUCGCCCUUCUCACACUUUGUCUUUCACCACACACUAACUCGCAACAACCCGCCGUCCCCCAGCGCAAACAACAGCGCAAACGCACCGUUUCAUUUUGAGGCGUCUUGUAGGCGGAAGAAGGGAUAGGAUACCCCCCCCGAUACAUCUCUCUCUCGUUCUCCGACGAGGAAAAAGGAGAGUAAUUGAACGAAACGCCCAAAUGACUCUAUUCGCCGAAUCUGACAAGUACGGUUUGGCAAGCCCUGCCAUUCUCUGGUCCGAGUACGUCGCCAAGGACGGGACGGUCCAAAGGUCUUCACUUGAUCUCGAUAGACUCAUCGGGAAUGAUAAUGGAACUCUUAUCUGGAUGGAUGUUGGUUUUUCUGGAACGAGCAAAGAGAUAAACCUUCGGUCCAGCGGUUUACUUUGCGCCAUGUGUCGCGAUCGUAAUGGCGCUUACCUUUACUCUUCCAUUGACCUAAACGCCUUCAUUACGGGCGUUGGUGGAAUUUUAGAAGUUGAGGUUGAUUGGAGUCUUCGCGUGUUUGCGUAUUUUCCUUGGAUCGGAUGUUGGGGUAACCGGACAUUUUUCGUUAGUUGGGUAGAAGAACAAUCUCCCAAAUGGAACAGGCAAUCGUUCCGCAAGCCUACGUUCCUUAUUACGAAGACGCUCAAUGGUCAUGCGAUGGAAAGGGGUCAAUAUCAUCCCCACCACCAUCAACAACAACCUUGA